This is a messenger RNA of Cygnus atratus (black swan), 684 nucleotides long. NCBI's taxonomy places the organism in Eukaryota, Metazoa, Chordata, Aves, Anseriformes, Anatidae. The record is from the annotation of a RefSeq genome assembly.
AUGAACCUAAGCUUCUUCGACCAAUUCUCCAGCCCUCAUUUAUUCGGUAUCCCCUUAAUCCUACUGUCCCUGCUCUUCCCGGCCUUACUAUUCCCAUCCCCAAACAACCGAUGAAUCAGCAACCGCCUAUCUACCCUACAAACAUGACUGCUGCACCUAAUCACAAAACAAUUAAUAGUCCCACUUAACAAAAACGGCCAUAAGUGGGCCAUAAUACUCACAUCACUAAUAGUCAUACUACUCACAAUCAACCUCCUAGGCCUCCUCCCCUACACAUUCACCCCAACCACCCAACUAUCCAUGAACAUAGCCCUAGCCUUUCCACUAUGACUCGCUACACUGCUAACAGGCCUGCGAAACCAGCCAUCAGCCUCUUUAGCCCACUUAUUACCUGAAGGUACCCCAACACCCCUAAUCCCCGCACUAAUCCUGAUCGAAACAACCAGCCUGCUAAUCCGCCCCCUGGCCCUAGGAGUCCGUCUCACAGCCAACCUAACAGCAGGUCACCUACUAAUCCAGCUCAUCUCCACAGCCUCCAUUGCGCUUGUACCCACCCUUCCCGUAGUAUCCGCCCUAACAGUAAUCAUCCUACUACUCCUCACCAUUCUAGAAGUAGCAGUAGCUAUAAUCCAGGCCUACGUCUUCGUCCUCCUUCUAAGCCUAUACUUACAAGAAAACAUCUAA